AUGGCAGACGCUCUACCCGACGACUCAAAAUUGACUAAGACAAGAGUAUUGGUGUUCUUUUCUCUUGCGACUCUCAGUUUGAUGUCAGCUUUGGAUGGAACGUCCAUUUCCGUAGCAUUGCCGAUCAUUUCACAUGAGCUCCAUGGAAGCGCGAUUGAGACAUUCUGGACCGGGACCUCAUUUCUACUAGCAUCGACGGUGUUCCAACCCAAUUUUGCCGCCUUUUCCAAUAUCUUCGGUCGUAAGGUACUUAUUAUGACCGCCCUGACAUUCUUCUUCGUCGGCGCUAUCAUUGCUUGUCUCGCGAAAGAUUUCACAUCUCUGAUUAUCGGUCGUUCAUUCCAAGGUGUUGGUGGUGGUGGAAUCAAUGCAAUGACUGAAAUUAUAAUCACCGACAUCAUUCCCCUACGUCUACGAGGACAAUACUUUGGCAUUCUCAGUGCUAUGUGGGCUGUUGGGUCAGUCACUGGACCAAUUCUUGGUGGAGGAUUUGCUCAAAGUGUCAACUGGCGAUGGAUCUUCUACAUCAACUUCCCUUUCAUCGGUAUCGGUGGUAUACUGGUUCUCCUUUUCCUCAAAUUGAUUCGAUUGCCUGGCUCGGUUCUAAAAAAACUUAGCGGGGUCGACUUUACGGGAACUGUCCUCUUUGUAGGGAGUAUAUCCUCCUUCCUAAUUCCAUUAACCUGGGGAGGAGUCCUCUACAGUUGGUCAUCCUGGCACACGCUAGUUCCACUGAUUGUUGGAAUUGUUGGCUUGAUAGCAUUUGCUGUCUAUGAAGCCAAGGGUACCGCAAACCCUAUCAUUCCAGUCACUGUUUUCCAAAACCGGAGCAUUAUUAUAUCUUAUGUCACAGACAUUCUACAUGGUAUGAUACUUUGGUGUAUUCUCUACUACUUGCCUCUGUACUAUGAGGCGGUCAAAGGAUACACUCCAAUUAUCUCCGGAGUUGCCCUCUUUCCUAUAACUUUCACGACCGCCCCAUCAUCCGUUGUGGUGGGGUUCUUGAUUACUCGCUUUGGCUCUUACAGGUGGGCAAUCUGGUUGGGGUGGGCGACAUCAACCCUUGGAUUAGGCAUAAUGUGCUUGAUGGAUAUCAAUACCUCAGUCCCAGCUUGGGUAUUCUUGAACCUUGUGGGUGGGUUGGGGCUGGGAAUACUAUUUCCAGCCUUGGCCUUUGCGGUGCAGGCCUCGGUGGAUAGCGAGCAUCUUGCAAUCGCCGUCGCCCUUUUCAGUUUUCUCAAGUCGCUAGGGCAAGCAAUAGGAGUGGCUAUUGGUGGAGUUGUAUUUCAGAAUCAGAUGCUGAAAAAUUUGCAACAAUACCCUGCGUUGGCACCAAGGGCGGUGGAGUACAGUCAGGAUGCCUCUGGACUUGUGCAGGUGAUCCGGGACAUGUCAGAUGGUCAGGAUAAGUCUGAUCUGAAAAAAGCAUACGCUGAUAGUUUGCGGAUUGUUUGGGCAAUAUGUUGUGGGUUGUGUGGCCUGGCUAUGUUGUUAAGCUUUGGGACAGAAAGCUACGAUGUGGAUCGGGCAUUAGACACCACGCAGGGUCUGAGGACAGAGAAGGCUGAUGAUUCGGAUGAGACAGAUCAACCAAAGGAGAUCGAAGAAAGGGGGAAAUCAACUCUUAUCUCGUAG
Molecule: messenger RNA, 1635 nt
Organism: Penicillium hordei
Lineage: Eukaryota; Fungi; Ascomycota; Eurotiomycetes; Eurotiales; Aspergillaceae
Product: Acyl transferase/acyl hydrolase/lysophospholipase
Exons: 4
Coding region: 1-1635 (544 amino acids)
Biological process (GO): transmembrane transport
Molecular function (GO): transmembrane transporter activity
Source: RefSeq, a predicted model, not a curated record